GGAAAACAACACAGUGCUCCGCUUAUUACAGUUUUGCGCCGUUUAUGAUCUUCGUCGUGGAGCUUAGACUGAGCACCAAUCCAUCACUGUAAACUACAUGUCAAAAGAGAACGGUUAUGAUACUGCCAAAGUCAUCACGCCGGAGCAGAGGGCUCGAAUUUCACAGAACUUCAGAGCCGCCAAGGCUCUUCUCUCUCGCAAACGGCCUCUUGAUUAUUGCUCCAAGGAUGCAAGAGGUGUCGAGUCGCCGUUUCAGGUUUCUGGUGCGAAACGAGUUCCGCUUAUGGAAAUGCAAAUCAAUACGCCGCCGUUUCUUGGAAGUGGAGCGAAAUCAAAAGAUAGUCAGUUUAAUGAUAAGUCUUGCUCGAGGAUAACUGGUUCCGUUUCUUAUGGUGAUGAAUGUUUUUUCGAUUCUUUUACUACUCCUAUACAACAACCGCUGUGUUCAGGCUUAAGUGAUAAUAAUUUAUCUAUAGCUACUCUUCUAGAUGAUGAUUUUGAUGAGUCUAUUUUGAAAGAAAUUGAUAUCAUAUGUGAUCAAAAUUCUGCUACAAAAAUUGAAACGCGGAGUGAAAUUAGUAGCACUAAUCAUGUCGAAAUUGAAUGCAAUAAUGAGGCAAAUAAUAAGAGUGAUUUUGAUAGUUUACGUUCAAUUACUGUUGUAAAUGAGGAUGUAAGAGGAGAAGAAGGUACUCUGGGAGCCUGUGAUGAUCUGGAACGUAUAACUGAGGUUAAAGAUAAUUCGCAGACGGUACAAUUUAAUAAUAUGCCUGAAGAUUACUCAAAAUACUUGCAGUCUUUGAAUGAUAGGCAACGAGAAGCGGCUUGUACUGAUAUUUCUACCCCUUUGAUGAUUGUUGCUGGCCCAGGAAGUGGAAAGACUUCCACUAUGGUUGGCCGAGUUUUGAAGCUUCUUAGUGAGGGCAUCAGUCAAACAAAUAUUCUUGCAAUGACUUUCACAACUGCGGCAGCUUCUGAGAUGAGAGAUCGGAUUGGGCGCGUGGCUGGGAAGACAGUAGCUAAAGAACUUACAAUCAGUACCUUCCAUUCAUUUUCUUUGCAACUUUGCCGUUCACAUGCAGAGAAGUUAGAGCGCACAUCAGAGUUCUUAAUAUACGGGCAUGGGCACCAAAGACGAGCAAUUAUAGAGGCUGUGCGCCUAUCAGAAAAGGAAAAGACGGACGAACAAAAUUACAGUGCCGAUAAACCUGUUGAAGCUUCUAAUGGGAUAGAAUAUUUUAAAGACAAGUCAAAGAAAUGGCAAAAGUUUGUAACCCAGGCUAAAGCUUCAGGAAAGACACCUGCUGAUUACCAGAAAAUGGGCAAUGAGACAGGAGCUUUGAUACUUCGGAACUACACCGACAUAUUGAAAUCUUGUAACGCACUGGACUACCACGAUUUGAUCAGCUGUUCCGUGAAGUUGCUCACUGAUUAUCCUGAUGUAUUUAAGGAGUGCAAGGAUUCUUGGAAGGCUAUUGUGGUAGAUGAAUUUCAGGACACAAGUUCCAUGCAAUACAGUCUUCUACGACUUCUUGCAUCUCAUAGUCACAUAACUAUUAUUGGUGACGAUGAUCAGUCAAUUUUCAGUUUCAAUGGAGCUGACGUUUCAGGGUUUGAUUCAUUUCGUCAAAACUUCCCAAAUUACAAAGAGAUUAGACUCAACAAAAACUACCGAUCCACACGCCAUAUUGUUGAGGCUGCAUCUUCUCUUAUAAAAAAUAAUAUGAAAAGAUGUCGAUUCAAGGAUGUUGUUACUGAUAAUUCCUCCGGAUCUAAGAUAAUCAUCAAGGAAUGCCAGACUGAGCCUGCACAAUGCUCGUUUGUUGUUGAUAAGAUAUUGGAAAUGGCAUCUGAUAAGUCACAUACUAAAGACAUUUAUGGCAACAUUGCCAUUCUUUACCGGAGGCAGGUGUCAGGAAGAGUUUUUCAAAUAGCUUUUCGUGACAGAAAAAUACCAUUUAAUGUUCAUGGCGUGGCCUUCUACAGGAAAAAGGUAGUUAAAGCCAUUAUUUCUAUGCUUAGAACCACAUUACCGGGAUGUGAUGAUGGCCCGUAUCGUCAAGUUUUUAAGGCGUUUCUUCCAUUUGAGAAGGACGAAAAGAAGAGGGUUAUUGAUCAUGUUGAUAAAAUCUCAAUGAUUAGAAAGUGCAGCUUCAUAUCUGCUGCCAGUGACAUCUUUAGUGCAAAGAUUUCUGGUACCUUCAAGAGGAGUCAACUAGGUCAAGGACGCAAGGUGCUGUUAACACUUGAGAUGAUAUCAAAACUUGUUCACAGGGAACAAUCAAUUUCUGCUGUUAUAACUUCAGUGUCAAAUAUGGUGCCUCAGAAAUACCUUCUUGAGCAGCGGGCAGUGGUUGACGUUGAUGGUAGGAAAUUGUUGAAUGAAGACAAUGACAUUAGAUCUGUCCUUCAGUACUUAUUGGAUGAUGUGUCUGAAUUUUUGUCAAUGCAAUGUCCUAUAAAGGAAGGUGUUGGGACGGUUAAAGAGGAAGAGAAAGGUUGCUUUAGGACUCUCAAAGCCUUUGUUGAUUUCAUAACAGAACGAGAGAAGGAAAAUUUUCGUUCUCGGAGACAAGAAAAUAAUAAUUCUGUUACCUUGACUACCAUUCAUCAGGCAAAAGGCUUAGAAUGGGACACUGUUUUUAUUGUAAAGGCAAAUGAAUCUGAGAUUCCUUUGUUGCACGAGUUCAAAGGAAAUAUACAGGAAAACGGGACCUCAAUUGAAGAGGAAAGACGUCUUUUAUAUGUGGCAAUGACUCGCGCUCGAAAGAAUCUAUUCAUUCUGUAUUGCACAGUGGAUUCAAAUUGGCAGAUGCUUCAACCAUCACGAUUUCUCAAGGAGAUUCCAGAUCAUCAUCGGGAGAUUCAGGCCGAAGUAAGUGUACGAGAUCUACAGACAAAACCUCAAGAUAUUUCAGAAGAACCUGGCAACUUUACUAGCCAUUUACAUGAUGAAAAGGAACUUUCUGAAGUACACAUGGAAUCUAAAGAUUCGUCCGACAUUCAAAUCAAUACUGACAUAAACGAAUUGAAGGACCCAAUAACUGAUUAUUAUGGAAAUAUGUUUUUGAAACGAUUUGCUGUGGAGGAGAGAUCAGUUGUUUCCCACUUAUUCCAUCAAUGGGCCAAGAAGAAAGCAUUUCAAAAUCCUAAGAGAUUGCUUGACAAGAUUGGAUUUGUUAUUGAUGAGCGUCUGAGGAUCAAUAAAAACAAGCAUAAGGAUGUUUUGCGCGCACUGAAGACUUGCUUGAGCUGUGAUGAAGCAUUUCAGCAUGCAGAAUAUGUACUAAGAUGGGAGAAAAUUCCUGCUGAUGAACGUGCCCAUUUGAUGCGGGAGAAACAGGAGUACUUCCAGAAAUUAAGGAUUGAGAACUCUAUGGGCACAUCUGCGCCUACAUCAAAACAGAUUGGGUACUUGCAAAAUUUGGGAUGCACUGUAGUCCCCACAUCACGUCUCCAUGCCUCUCGUUUAAUCGAACAGUACAAAGCCCUGUGACUGGCUGCAUUAUUAGAAGCCGCCAACAUACAACUGUAACUGUCAUUGUUAUCAUUAAACAUUUUGUUAUCAAAUAUGUAGAAGAUCAUGCUUUUCCUUUUGUGGAUUUCGCUGCUUGUUUAGGUCUUAAUCCACUUGGUUUUUCCCGAGUAAAAGUGGUCGAUUUAGUUCACUUCUUGUGAACUUUCUAAAAAUUUCUGUUCCAUCAGUUUUCAGUUUUAAGAAAUAAAAAAUCGAUCUAUUUUUUUAA
Messenger RNA from Mercurialis annua (annual mercury), 3746 nucleotides. Its product is annotated as ATP-dependent DNA helicase SRS2-like protein At4g25120. Gene Ontology annotation, cellular component: nucleus. Gene Ontology annotation, biological process: recombinational repair. The transcript has 28 exons. Gene Ontology annotation, molecular function: DNA binding; ATP binding; hydrolase activity. Bases 98 to 3496 code for a protein of 1132 amino acids. NCBI's taxonomy places the organism in Eukaryota, Viridiplantae, Streptophyta, Magnoliopsida, Malpighiales, Euphorbiaceae. The record is from RefSeq and is a predicted model, not a curated record.